Molecule: messenger RNA, 2276 nt
Organism: Chara braunii
Lineage: Eukaryota; Viridiplantae; Streptophyta; Charophyceae; Charales; Characeae
Source: the annotation of a GenBank genome assembly
UCAGGAGGACUUAUAAGAGAGGGGGGUGAGUCGUUAUCUAUCUUUGGAGGUCGGGCCUCACAGACAGCGAGAAGAGAGAGAAGAGAGAGAGAAGGUGUUCUGUUUGAGAGUGUGAGGAAGGGCAAGCGGAGUGUUCGUCCAAACGUGAGAAGAGAGUGGACCCCUCUUGAGAGAACUGCUAACACCCCUUCCUCCGGCAUGGCAGACAUCACAUCUGCCCAAUGGCAGGUAAUGCUGGACGCAGCAGAUGAGAACGAAAAACCGUUCCUCCAAAAGCUUUAUGAUGAUGCCGUGAAGAGGGAAAGGGAGGUAGAGGCAGCAGCUAGAGCCACCAGCAUUGUUGAUCAGGUGGCCCUCCUUUGGGUCCCGGAAGCGAACGCUGACCGGUUUCAGGAGAAGCUAGCUGCUGCCGUAGCAGCCUUGGUUCGACUGCGGAACUUAGAAGACCUUGAGUCCCGUGUAACAGCACUGGAGCAGCGAAACCAAGAGCUGCAGGCUAAGAUCAUCAGCCUCAAACAGUCCCAACUAUCUGCCCCCUGCCCUCCUAACCCUCGACCUGCUGCAGUCCCAGUCUCUCAAUCUAAGACAACCCUCAUGGCAAGAGCAAGUGGAACUGUGACGGGUGCAAGAACCGGUGCCAGCUCCUCAAGCAGCGGCGCCGACAGUUCUGCACUAGCCAUAGUCCCAAAUGCAGGGACAUCAGCCCAAAACGCGACAGUCCUUACUGGCGUUCAGUACAACGGUCCCGUAGUGGACAAGCGGGCGGCCACCUUGCCGUCCAAGUACGACGGGAAAGCGGAUAUCACUUCUUGGAUUAGUUCCAUGCGUUCAUACUUUGAGGUCAUGCGGACACCGCAAGAAGACCGAAGCAUGAUCAUGGGCACUAAUACUGAGCCCGCCGUACAGAGUCACAUUGAGCUCCAAGCUGUUGUUGCAGGUUAUGAAAGAAUUGACCUGACCGAGUGGCUGAAAGUAACUCCUAUACGCGCCCUUGAGGAUCUUCUCAUCGCACGGUACCAAGAUAAGCAUGCUGCGCUCAAGGCUAGGCUGAAGCUUGAGGCCCUCAAGGGCCAAACAUGGAGGUCCUCCAUGCAAGCUUUGGAACAACACUUGACUGGUCUGUUCACCACUCCAAAUCUGGGAAUGACCGACGUGUCUUGUAUGGAUGUAGUCAUGGGAGUGGCCCCUAAAGAAUACCUCUCCCUGUUAGCACUCAAAGACCAUACCUCCUGGCGAGAGCUCAUGAUGGAUCUAGUCAACCUAGAGACCAAGGACCUCGCCAGGCGGAAGAAGGCGCCCGCUGCAGGUGGAAAACCACAAUGCAAGCGGUAUGGAAGCAGCAACCAGCUUGCCCAGCAUGAACAUCGAGAGGCUGAAGAUCAGUCCUACGUGGAUAAUCUGUCUCUAGAUGACGAUCUAGAGCCGGACUCCGAUAUGGGCUGUUCCACAUCAGCCAUUGACGGGAUUCCCCCGAUGCGCGGUGUUGAGCAUUCUAUCCAUCUCGUGCCUGACUAUCGUGUUCACUAUCAGGCACCGUACCGACUCUCGAUUCCAGAGGCGACGGAACUCAAGCGUCAGCUUGAGAAGCUCCUUCGACUGGGUUUCAUUAAACCGAAUAACUCCCCUUGGGGUGCACCUGUCCUCUUUGCUCGCAAAGCGGACGGAACACUCCGCCUCUGCAUCGACUAUCGCGGCCUUAACUGUUACACGGUUAAGAACAACUAUCCCAUGCCCCGCACAGAUGAGCUGUUUGAUCGUCUAGCAGACAACCGCUUCUUCAUGAAGAUCGAUCUUCGUAACGGUUACCACCGGAUCCGCGUUGCCGCAGAGAACCAGCCGAAGACCGCCUUCCGGUCGCACUUCGGCCAUUACGAGUUCACCGUGACGCCAUUCGGCCUCACCAAUGCACCCGCCACCUUCCAAACGGCGAUGAACAAUAUCUUCAGGGACAUCCUUGAGAAAUACGUUCUCGUAUACCUGGACGACAUCUUGGUCUACAGUCGUACCUUAGAAGACCAUAUUAGACACCUCCGCGAUGUCCUACAGUGCUUACGCAAGCAUGGCUUCUAUGCCAAGCUCAUUAAGUGUCACUUUGCCCAGCGCAAAGUGGACUUCCUAGGACACCAUGUGUCUGAUCAGGGUUUCCACAUGGACAACGCGAAGAUCACUGCUAUUGCAGAGUGGCUGUCCCCACAUCUGCCAAGCAGCUUCGCAGUUUCCUAGGCCUCACCAACUACUAUAGUAAUUUCAUUCGGGGAUACGCUAGGUAUUCCUAC